UCACGAAAUCCCUAAAACUAUUUCGGCAGUGUUUGUUACUAUUAUAACCUUAUUACCCAAUUCAUACUCUCACAUCAGCAAAAUAUACCAACAAUGCUAUUGAGACUACAAUCAACACACACCGUUAGCAACCGCUAGUUAACUACCAACAAGUUCCAAUCGAAAUUCGCCGGCAAAACAAAAAAUGAAACACAUGUUUGUGCAUAAGUAAAGUUCAAAGGGGAGCAAAGUAUGCUACCCCAACUGCUGAAGUUGUUGUUGAGAACACAACAUUUUUCUACGCAUUUACAUGUAGUUACUUGUCCUGGCGUUUGGCUUUGUACGCAUGGUUAUUUGGAAGUCACCAUCAAAACAUUGGGCUAUUUUUUUCGCACCGGUGCAAUGGAGCCACGUUUUCCGUUGCUGUGUCAUGACAAAUUCACUAUGGAUGGCUACUUUAAAUCUGUGGGCUCGCUAAGUGACUUGGAACGCGUUUUAGCCUCUGAACAAGUGGAGAUAACGCUAUGGCAGAAUGGACGGCGUAUGGCCUACUUUCUGGGCAAACUGGCCGAUAUAAUGCAUGCGGAUACUCCCAAAUUGACGUGUGAACACAAUAUAGAUGUGCAGCUGUUGAUGAAGGCGACUCCAGCGUUUCCGGGUAUUAUUGCACCUAAAAUGGAACUAAGUGCACGAGUGGGUGUGCAGGAUCGUUUGCCGCGUUCUGAGGAGUGUAAUCGAUAUACUAAUAAAAAUGGCUCGAACAAUUUAAGUUUACGUAAAUUAGAGUUUGAAGCCACACGUGCUCCGAAUCGUCACAGUCUACAGCCUAAUUCACCCGCUGAAACUUGCUUCAGGUAUUUGGAAGACAGACGAUACCAAAGACCUGUUUGUCAUACUAAAACAAGUUGUGGCAGUGGGUUUACAAAAGAAAAUUCUGCUGAUCCAUGCUUUCAUGCCACGAAGUCAUUCGAAAUGGACGCAAACGCAUGUAAACAAUUCGAACGCCGUCUGUCAACUGGUUCAAGUAAUUUCAGCAAUAGUUCAUAUAACCUGAGUCAAAUUACGCGUUUGAGCAGCCCCUCCCGUCGUAGCCAAUCAAUUUGUACAGUUUCCUCAAUAUCAACACCUGACGAACAUCAGCGCCAAUGCAGAAUUUGCCAAUCCUACCGAAAAGUGUUCUCGUAAUAUUCAAAUGUAUCCAAACAACAUUGCCCGUUAUUGGGUAUUGAAUAUGAACAAAAUCAUAUCGAAGAAA
This is a messenger RNA of Anastrepha ludens (Mexican fruit fly), 1234 nucleotides long. RefSeq lists its product as uncharacterized. Gene Ontology annotation, molecular function: myosin light chain binding. The transcript is spliced from 5 exons. NCBI's taxonomy places the organism in Eukaryota, Metazoa, Arthropoda, Insecta, Diptera, Tephritidae. The coding region runs from base 232 to 1164 and encodes 310 amino acids. Gene Ontology annotation, biological process: spermatogenesis. The record is from RefSeq and is a predicted model, not a curated record.